UAUUAUUAGAUGAACAAAAUCUCUGGUUCUAAUCAAACUAGAGUUUUAAAACUCAAAAGCUUAUAAAAGAGAUCGAUCGGUGUGUAUGAUGAUUAGGGUUUUUAUUAAGUUAAUAACUCUUGUUAUUAUUCAAAUCAACCAUGGAAAUGAAGCUUCAAAUCUUAAAGAUGAAAAUUUUGAAUGUCUUCUUUCUCGAGAUGAGCUCUAUAGAACUGGCUAUCAUUUUCAACCCCCCAAAAAUUGGAUGAACGGUUUGUUUUCUUCUCACUAUUCUAGAAUUUUUUUUUCUAAAUUUCAAUGUCAUUUUUGAAAAAAAAAGAUGAAACUUUUAUUUUCUCAUUCUCUAAUAUUUGAUAUAAUCUUUGUUCUUUUUUAUUCUUCUUUAAUUCAUUUUUCACGUGGUUGAAAAAAAUGGACGGAUGGAUGAUGAUUAUCCAUACAUAUAUCUUCAGAUCCUAAUGGACCAAUGUACUACAAUGGAAUAUAUCAUUUAUUCUAUCAAUACAAUCCCUAUGGUCCUUUAUGGGGUAACAUAACAUGGGCACAUUCAGUUUCAUACAAUCUUAUCGAUUGGAUUCACCUCGACAUAGCCUUAUCCCCAACUGAUCCUAAUCUCGAUAUCAUCGGUUGUUGGUCUGGCUCAACAACCUUGCUCCCGGGCAACAAGCCAGCUAUUUUAUACACCGGCGGUGAUUCCAAAAAUCGCCAAGUCCAAAACCUAGCCUUACCCAAAAACCUCUCAGACCCUUUUCUCAUAGAAUGGAUAAAAUCUCCACUCAACCCUUUACUGACUCCGAUCGAUGAUAUUGACCCGAGUUCUUUUAGGGACCCUACAACUGCUUGGCGGGGCCCUGACAACAUAUGGAGGGUCACAAUUGGAGCUCGAAUCAAUGGAUUUGGGGUUGCAUUACUUUACAAGAGUAGUGACUUUUUGAAGUGGACAAGGUUUGAGACUCCACUUUACUUGUCUAAGAAAAAUAGUGUAAUGUGGGAGUGUCUUGAUUUUUUCCCUAUUGGAAUUAAGGGCUCAGAUGGUGACAAUCAUUACUUGAAUCAAGAUCAAUUUAAGAAGAAAUAUGUUUUAAAAGCAAGCUUCCAAUUUAUUAGUAGAGAGUACUAUAUACUUGGUGAGUAUUCUCCUAAAACUGAGGAGUUUAAGGUUGAGAGUGAAUUUAUGGAUCAAAAUUGUGAUUUGAGAUUAGAUUAUGGAAAGUUUUAUGCUUCGAAAUCGUUUUAUGAUUCACAAAAAAUGAGAAGAGUUUUAUGGGGUUGGGUCAACGAGUCAUAUAGCGAAACUGAUGCCUCAAAAUGGUUCGGGCUUCAGUCUUUUCCUAGAAGUAUUCUUCUUAGUAAGAGUGGGAGACAGCUAGUACAAUGGCCAAUAGAAGAAAUUGAAAAAUUACGAAGUGAUGAUGAGAAAGUUAGUCUUCAAAACAAAGAGCUUCGCAGUGAUUCACUCUUUGAAAUUUCUGGUGUCACUGCUUCACAGGCGGAUGUGGAAGUUUCAUUUGAAGUAACUGAGUUAGAAGAGACCGAGUUAAUGGACCCGAGUUGGGUUGAUCCCCAACUACUUUGUGAUGAGAAAAAUGCAAGUGUAAGAGGAAAAAUUGGAGCUUUUGGUUUGUUGGUUUUGGCUUCGAAUGACUUAUCUGAACAAACUGCAAUUUUCUUUCGCAUAUUCAAAACCAAUAACAAUAAGAGUGAGAAGAAGAAGUAUGUUGUUCUAAUGUGUAGUGAUCAAAGCAAGUCUUCGUUGAGGAAUGAUCUUGACAAAACUACAUAUGGAGCCUUCCAAGAUAUCGAUCCUCUUCAUGAGAAAAUAACACUAAGAACUUUGAUUGAUCAUUCAAUUGUAGAGAGUUUUGGUGGUGAAGGAAUGAGUUGCAUUACAACUAGGGUUUAUCCAAUAUUGGCAAUUAACAAAGGAGCCCAUUUAUAUGUAUUCAACAAUGGAACAAAUAGUGUUAAACUCUCAAAGCUUAAUGCUUGGAGUUUGAGAAAUGCUCGAUUUUUUUUCAUGGAAAGGAGAAGGACAUUAGUAAGACCUCUUUUUUCAUCACUUUAUUUGAGGAUAUAUAUAGUUUGUUGUUCUAUUUUUCUAAGACAUUUCGUUAUAUUCGCAUAUUCAUCGUACGAUUAGUAUAAUUGUGCGUGAAUUAUAACUUUCUACACUCACGGCGAACUAGCUAGUUUUGGAUGGAUGAUUUUUUAUUUUAUCUUUCUUUGAUAUAUUAUACAUUCACUAAGAGAAAUAACUAUUUUUAGUGACAAAUUUUUAGUCAUAAUAUAAUUUUUUUGUAACUAAAUGUGACUUUUAGUCACAACAAAAAGUUACUUAUGAUUAAAAUAUAAUAUUUAAAUACAUGUUGUCACUAAUUUACUUUUAGUCACAAUAAGUAUUGUGACUAAAAAUACAUUAUUUAGUCACAACAAAUUGUAAUUAAAAAUAUUCAUUUUAACAGCCUUUACUAAAAAUAUUAAAAAUAUUAUAUGUGUGUAUAUUAUAAUAUCAAAUGUAAAUUUCUCUAUGUAUGAUAUUGUGACAGCAGUGUCAUGUGACUUACAAGAAAAAAGACAAGGAGCUGUAUAAUUUUACAUUGCUUGGAGAAGGUUAAAUGUGAUAAUUCUUAAACUAGGUAAGUAUAAGACUACACAGGGUAAGGGGACUUAAAUGAAUUGAUUAAUAGUACAUAUAUUAACAAAAUCCAUCUUCUGAUGCCAUGGAAUUGAAGCUAAUUAUUCAAAUCCUAAUAAUGGUGAACAACCUUAUAGAACUGGCUAUCAUUUUCAAUCUCAAAAAAAUUGGAUGAAUGGUUCUCUUCUCUCUCUCUUCUCUUAUUUUCAUUAUUUGAAUCAUUUUUCUGUUUUUUUGGCUUCAAUUUCAUGUCCUUUGAAAUUUGAAACAUGAUUGACUGGCUUCAAUAUAUAUCAGAUCCUAAUGGUAUGUUUUUUACUAAUAACUCAAUUCUUCAUCUAUGUUUGUUUUCUCUUCAAGUGAAAUUCUUACACACUUUAGUUGAUUAAGUUGAAACAUUUAAUGACUGAAAAUACACAAUAAUCCAUCUGAAAUUAUAUAGAAAAGUUUUGGUUCUUUGAGAAUUUCAUUUGUACUAUCAAAAAAGGUUUAGAUUUUCAUGUGAAUUUGAACUAGAAACAUUUAAUG
Molecule: messenger RNA, 3163 nt
Organism: Cannabis sativa
Lineage: Eukaryota; Viridiplantae; Streptophyta; Magnoliopsida; Rosales; Cannabaceae
Product: beta-fructofuranosidase, insoluble isoenzyme CWINV1
Exons: 5
Coding region: 467-2140 (557 amino acids)
Biological process (GO): carbohydrate metabolic process
Molecular function (GO): hydrolase activity, hydrolyzing O-glycosyl compounds
Source: RefSeq, a predicted model, not a curated record